Molecule: messenger RNA, 599 nt
Organism: Rhizophagus irregularis DAOM 181602=DAOM 197198
Lineage: Eukaryota; Fungi; Glomeromycota; Glomeromycetes; Glomerales; Glomeraceae
Source: RefSeq, a predicted model, not a curated record
UUAAAUAUAGUGAUGAGUGAUUUACCAGGAAACCCGAUAGCAUGGGACAUAUGGGGUGAAGAAGGGAGUUCAGCUAGUGCCAUACGAAAAGGUUCUCGUAAAAUUGCCCAAAGAGCCAAUUAUAUGAUGGUAGCCCAGUUAGGAAAAAAAGCUGAACUUGAAAUUGUGUAUCUUGAGACCGGUAGACCUAAUUCCAGUCAGGAUAAGCGGGUUCGUGACCACAAAAAAUUAAUACGUUUUUCCAAGGAUUCUAUUGACACUACGAGGAACAUAAAAAACCUUAAAAAGAUAUUUAACCAACCAUCAAUGAGGCAGAAUCUGACCAUAUAUACUAUUAACAUCGCAGGCGAUGUUAUAGAACUUUAUGCUAUGCGAAAAGAAUCAGGAAUUUACAAUGCUGUAUAUCCGCUUAUCCAUACUUUAUUGACAUUGAGAACGGUUGUAGCAUGUACAAUUCACAAAAUAUUAUAUAGUCCCGACUCUGGGGAUAGUGAGCAUAGUUCUAGUGAAAUGGUAGUAACAGUUUCGACCCCCAAAAAUUCAUAGAAUAGAGAUUUCGAUACAUGUAUUUUUAUUAAGUUAUAUUAUUAAUAAAGCAA